AUGGAUGCGAUGUUAUGGUUCACCAAAGACAAGAAACCAAUGGAAUCAUCAAUUUUUUCUCAUCACAUUGUGCUUCGUUCAAAAUUAGAUAAAUUACCACUACUUUCUACCAAGAAAACAGGUUACCGAGCAUCUCAUCUAUGUGAUACAACUGGGUGUUUAUCCGAAAGCCAUAUUAUUGUCGAAACAGAAGAACAAAACGAUUCUCGAAGAUUUUGUCAAGGCAUAUUUUUACACAUCUAUCAACAUUCUAAUGGCAAUAAAAAAUCAUUCAAAUACAGUUGUCGCAAGAUCAAAAUUAUGAUAACAGAUGAUAGUAAACUUUCAUCUCUUUGUGGAUAG
This is a messenger RNA of Adineta steineri, 342 nucleotides long. The record is from the annotation of a GenBank genome assembly. Lineage: Eukaryota; Metazoa; Rotifera; Eurotatoria; Adinetida; Adinetidae.